UUUAAGUUGGGGAGGCCCUGGAGAGGACACACAAUGGAGCGAAGAGCCUGUGGCAACUGGGCCGUUGUACUGCUGAGAGGGGGAUGGGGUAGAGAGAGGACCGGUUCACACAGCUAACACAGCCUGCCGGCUGUAGGCUUCCACAGCCUUUCCUCCCCGCCUGGACCACUGUUUCCUGGCUGGGGCCUUUUUUGUGGAACAGCCACCCUCAAACUCCGCUUGGACUACACUAAGGAUUACUCUCCGUGUUUUGUGGCAUUUUGGGAUACAUACUGGAGCCUGAAGGAAAAAAAUCCCUCCUGUGUUUUGGAUGAGAGAAAAGGAAAAACAAACUUCUAUAUAAUUCUUCUUGCCGUUUUUAGGUAUUUGGUUUCUGUUUCUGUUUAGUGGAGUUCAUAAAUGGAUUACAAGAUGCAUGCCAAGUCAAACGAUUUGCUGGAUUUUCAAAAACUGGACGCCCUUCUGGAAAAAAUUGCACAUUCAGUCUCUGUGAAAAGAGAGUCCAGCGAGGAGUGCAAUGGGAUCAGCGGUGCUCUGUCAGUGGAGUCUGUGCCGGGGCCAAGACUGAACUGGUGUCCUGCCAACACCACUACCCCUGCCCCUGCAGCUCCAGCUCCUGCUCCGGGGCCCGAGCCCGCGCCCAUUCCUGUUAGAAUGGGAGACGGCCUGGAUACAGCGCAGAUGUCGGGCAGCAGCAGCAGCAGCAGCAGCAGCAGUAGCAGCAGCAGCAGCAGCAGCCAGGGGCAGGCCCAGCAAAUGGGCAACCCCCAACCCCCAGAGUACAUCAAUCCCAACAGGCCAAAGCGCCAGACCAAUCAGCUGCAGUACCUGCUCAAGGUGGUGGUGAAGGCCCUGUGGAAGCACCAGUUUGCCUGGCCCUUUCACAUACCAGUGGAUGCGAACAAACUUAACCUGCCUGACUACUACACAAUAAUCAAAAUUCCUAUGGACAUGGGAACAAUCAAGAAAAGGCUUGAGAACAGUUACUACUGGAAUGCCCAAGAAUGUAUCCAAGACUUCAACACAAUGUUUACCAACUGUUACAUAUACAACAAGCCUGGAGAUGACAUCGUCUUAAUGGCUGAGGCUCUAGAGAAGGUUUUCCUCCAAAGGGUCACAGAAAUGCCUCAGGAAGAAACUGAGAUUGUUGUCAUGACAGGGAAGGGACGUGGCAGAGGCCGAAGAGAAGGAGGUCUGAACUUGAAACCAGGGGCCAUCAUUGAUUCUUCGUCCACGACUCCUCUAACGCGUGGUCUGUCAAACCUCUCAGCAGCACCGCAGACCAGAGGACCAGUGCAGGGCCCGCCUUCACUACCUCCCCAGCCUUUAAUGCAGGCCCUGCCGUCCCACGUGCCCCCAACCUUACCCAUCCAUGCGCCACAGCUUGGUGCACCCUACUCCCUGGGCCAAUCAGACUGUGUCCCUCAAGUUCCCAUCAUGACUUCUGUGCCUCCCCCUGCUCAGACCUCUCUUCCCCCAGCAUCCAUCCAGAGCACUGCACCCAUGCUGCAGAACCCAAUAACAAUGACCAAAAUAAGAAAGAGCCAGAAAAGGAAAGCUGACACUACAACGCCCACAGCAAAUGACCAACUGAGUGAGUCUUCACCAGCUGAGUCCAAAUCUGGGAAGACAUUACCCAGGCGAGAGAGUACCCGGCCUACAAAACUGAUAAAGAAGGAUGCUCCAGACUCCCAGCAUCACAUAGGCAUGGGGAUGGGACUGAGUGGACCAAGUGGAGGUCAUAGCCCAAAACCCCAGGAUCAGCUGGGAUACUGUGCAAGUCUGGUUAGGGAUAUGCUGUCCAAGAAGCACACUGCUUAUGCCUGGCCAUUCUACAAACCUGUUGAUGUGGCUGCACUGGGACUACACGAUUAUCACGAUAUCAUCAAAUAUCCAAUGGACCUCAGCAGCAUCAAGUUCAAGCUGGAGAACCGGCAAUACCGAGAACCCCAGGAGUUUGCUGCAGACGUACGAUUAAUGUUUUCCAACUGCUACAAAUAUAAUCCACCAGACCACGAGGUGGUAGCCAUGGCACGCAAGCUGCAGGAUGUCUUUGAGAUGCGCUUUGCCAAGAUGCCAGAUGAACCUGAUAUCAAGCCUCUGGUUCCUGCCCCAGCUCCUACACUUCACCAUCCUGCACCCGUUAAGCCCCAGCCUCCUUUGGUCCACGUCGCCUCGUCUUCGGACAGCUCCAGUGACUCGUCUUCUGAGUCUGAGUCUUCCACGGAUGACUCAGAAGAGGAGAGAGCCCAGAGGUUGGCAGAGCUCCAGGAACAGUUGAAGGCUGUCCACGAGCAGCUGGCUGCCUUGUCCCAACCACAAGCCAGCAAACCAAAGAGAAAAGAAAAGGAAAAGGAAAAGAAGGAGAAGGAGAAGGAGAAAGAGAAGGAGAAGGAGAAGAAAAAAGAAAAGCAUAAGAAGAAAGGACAUUCGUCUGGGCUUGUUGAUGACAUCCAGGAUGCAACACCUGUUCCUCAUCACUCUAAGAAGAACAAGACCAGUAACAACAACAAAGAGGUUGCACCCAAGAAAAAAUCUAGUAAAAAGGAAGGGAUGAAAAGCAAUCAUCCCUCCAACCUGCUGCCGCUUUCCAGCCUGGAAGACGAUCUGGGGGCCUCUGGGUCUUCAGCUACAGGGGAAAAGGGCAAGCCUAUGACGUACGAGGAGAAGCGGCAACUAAGCUUGGACAUCAACAAGCUUCCUGGUGACAAGCUUGGCCGUGUAGUGCAUAUCAUCCAGUCCAGAGAGCCUUCACUCAAAAACUCAAACCCUGAUGAGAUCGAGAUUGACUUUGAGACGCUAAAGCCUUCCACUCUCCGUGAGCUGGAGAGAUAUGUCUCUUCCUGCCUUCGCAAGAAGAAAAAGUUUCCAGUUGAGAAGCCUGUGGAGUCUAUGGCUACCUCCAAAAAGACUGGAUCCUCUUCAGAGAGCAGCGGCUCCAGCACAGACAGCGAAGCUGAGGGGACAGGACUAAUAAAGCAUCAGAAGAAGAAGGGCCAGUCUGUGAAGGAGGGGAAAAAGACACAUCCUCAUGUACACAUUCAGAGUGGCCCUGCUCAAACUGGUCUUCAUUCCCAAAUUGCAGGCCUUCAGUCCAACAUUCAGAUGAAGCAGCAGCAUCAGCCAUCUCCUGCAGGCUUCAUUGCUCCCCCUGUAGCUGCUCUGGAGUCUUCCCAAUUACUGGAGACUAGCUUUGAGUCCCUGCCUCCUUUCGGCCAGCCCCUCAUGCAUCUGUCCCACCACACAGGAAACUCCUCCUCACCUGCACCUCCACACCUCAAUGCUCAUUCUGCUGGGCCAGUGUCCCCUGAGACCCACCCCUUCCUCAACCAGCAUCCCGUCCUCACUUCUCCAGCCUUGCACAUUUCCAUGCCUCAGCAGCCUUCCCGACCUAGUCACAAGGCAGCGCCUCUUCAUCCCAAACCCCCUCAGCAGCAACCAGGCCAGCCGCCAAACCUUCAGCAGCAGCAGCAGCAGCAGCAGCAGCAGCAGCAGCAGCAGCAGCAGCAGCAGCAGCAGCAGCAGCAGCAACAGCAGCAGCAGCAGCAGCAGCAGCAACAACAACAACAACUACUACUGCAACAGCAGCAGCAGCAGCAGCAGCAACAGCAACAGCAGCAGCAGCAGCUCCAGCCCCAGUCAGCAGCAGCAGCAGCAGCACCACCACCACCACAGCACCAGCUUUCCUCUCAGAUCCUCCACCCUCCUCAGCCUCUGCACCAACGGCCCAUGUCCCCUCCAACACUCACACCCCAGGGCUUGCUGUCUUCACAGCCUCCCCAGAUGCUGCUGGAGGAUGAUGAAGAGCCAGGGUCUACAACGCCUCUGAACCAAGUACAAUUAUACCUGCAGCAGUUCCAGCAGGCCCGUCAGCCCCAGCAGUCCAUGCAGUCGCUUCAGGCGCAGGCUCGUCAGCAGCAGCAACAACAACAACAACAACCAGGACAGAUCUCUCUCCUGCAGUCUGUCCAGGGGCAGUCUCAACUCUCCUCUCAGACCACACUGCCUCCUCCCCAGCUCACUAUUCAGUCCCAGACUCAACCAGCCCCAUCACAUCAGGCCCCGCCCCAACAGAUGCCUCUUCACCAGGCUCGCCACAUGCAACACUCGCAGCCACAACUGAACUACCAGCAGGGUCCUGGUCUAGCUGGUCAGUCCCAGGGAUCACAACACAAGGUAUCCAUGCCCACCAACAAAGCACAGCAGAUCAUCCAGCAGCAGCCCUCCCCUCGGCCAGCCAAGGCUGAGCCUUACAACGCGGGUCACAUGAGGGACAACCCAUCACCUCUCAUGAUGCAUUCUCCGCAACUUCCUCCGUUUCCACCUGUGUCUCACCAGUCCCCACCUCACAAUAUGCAGCCUAAAAAGCAGAGGGGCCCUGGGAGCCAUGGUGGUGUAAAGGAGGAGAAACUUCCUCCAUCACCAGUGAUGAGAGGAGAGCCAUUUAACCCUGCAAUGAGACCAGACCAUCACAAACAUCCUGAUAACAAGCCUUCUCAACUGGGCCAUGGCCAACAGAAUGUGAAGUCCAUGGAUAGUUUGCGACCUGUCAUCCGCUCCUCCUCUGAGUCCAGUGGACCGCCCUCCUCUCUACAAGACAAGGAUAAGUUCAAGCAGGAGUCCAAGACACCCAUUGCCCCCAAAAAGGAUGUGAAACUGAAGAAUAUGGGCUCGUGGGCCAGCCUGGCCCAAAAGUCCACAUCUACACCGUUAUCUGCAGUCAAGUCAUCGAGUGACAGUUUUGAGCAGUUCCGUCGAGCUGCUCGGGAGAAAGAGGAGAGGGAGAAAGCCCUGAAGGCCCAAGCCGAGCAGGUGGAGAAAGACAGACUACGCAGAGAGCAGGACAAGCUACGAGGGCGAGAUGAAGAGGAUAUCAUGGAGCCAACCAGAAGGGUGCACGAGGAGCCGCGCAGGCGUCUGGAGCAGCAACACAGUCAAGCUCCUUCGCAACAACAACAACAGCAACAGCAGCAGCAGCAACAACAGCAGCAACAACAACAACAACAACAGCAACAACAGCCGCAGCAACAGCAGGAGCCCCAGCCAGCUGCCAUUCAGCAGCCUCCUCAACCCCCCACACCGCCUCAGCCCGCUGCACAGAACCCACUCGACCAACAGAGGGAGCUUGCACGCCGCCGAGAGCAGGAGAGGAGGAGGCGAGAAGCGAUGGCAGCAACUAUUGACAUGAAUUUCCAAAGUGACUUAAUGGCUAUCUUUGAGGAGAACUUGUUUUGAGGCGAGGAGCAACUGAAACGUAACUGCAAAAAAACAAAAAAAAACAAAAAAACUUUCAUAAUGUAAAGAGAGAGAAGAUUUGGCGACCACGCACCACAGAGGACACUGACUGUAUGUCGAUGUGAUGGGCCCUCAGAGAGCGAGUAGAAAUGCUGGACGGGCGCUCACAGCUCGCUUUGCCUCUGUGGACACAUGGGGAUCGUCUCAUUGUUCUGGAUGUCACAUCCUGGGAAUUUGGCAUUGCCUGCCUGAUAUAACAGGAGAAAGAGGACCCCUGUUGGCACAGUUGCCUUCGUCACUUGCUUCUUACAGCGUGCGUGGGCGCAAUAAAUCGCAAGAGUAAAGACAUCCUAAUAACUAUGAAAAUGCUCUGAUAAUGUACUGACAGACUGUGCAGAUGUGUUUUGAAACUGCCAGAUGUCUGGGGUGGUGAAGAAGACUGGUCUUUUAUGUUCUGUUUUGUUUCGAUUGUUGUAAGUGAACAAAUGAAAUGGUUGGCGGGGCAACUUCCAUACUGUAAAUCAUGUAUAUUUCUCAGCAGAGAAGGUACAGUUUGCCUUACACCUCUUUCCUAAACAGACCAUUAGGUUCUGCACACGUGUGGACAAACCAAUAACAUUUACAACCAGGAGUAGGAGCCGUGCAGACCUUUUUUCAUCAUCUAGUAUCUACUGUAAAGAAGUAUUUUCUUAUAUUACAAUAACUGUUUAUUUUGGAUCUUUCUUUUUUCCCUCUUUGAAUCGUCAUACCUUCACACUCCGCCACCUCUUGUCUAUGCCAAACAACCCAUUAUCUUUUAUGCUAAAUUACUUGUCCUAAAACAUGGUAGGUAGCUAGUGACAAAAAAAAAUAACCUGAAUAUAUGCAUUUAUCAUAGUUCCAGCAAGUAUUUAUCCAAGACAGAAUCAGUUGACGUUUUCAUCCUGCCUUGUAUUUUUAAUUUUAAGCUACACUUAGCAGUAAAGGGGAAAGGUCCGGCUGUUUCUGAGCUUCAGUUGGAAUAUGAUUUCACUACAAGUGUCGCACCAUUCUUUGUAUUACACUUUGAGACAUAAUGUUGGAAAUGUGGAUAUCAUUGGCCUGUUUGCAACAGUCACACUACUGGAUCAGUUUAGAAAUUAGAAGAGGAGCCCCUUGCUGUUCUCUCUGUGUGAUGAUCUUAGUUCACGGUUUGGAUCAUGUCAAAUGUCAACAGGCAGAGUGCUCGAGGCAGGAAGGGGACAAUCAGGGGAAUAAAACACACUCAACACUUUUCUGUAGCGGUUACUUGAAUCAGGAUUAGUAGAAAAUAAAAUGGCUGGAAGGAGCCCCCAGUUAUUUUUUUGCAUCAAAUGGUCUUCUAAUUCACUGAGGGGCACACUGGACAAAAUGAAAAGACAAACAAAAGUUUAGAAACUCUGAAAAAACAGUUAUGAUUUAUAUCUUCGUUCUUGUUCGAUAAUAGUGGAUGUGAGUUAUAAUUCUGUUCUUGGAGACAUUGUUUGGACCAGGGAUGGGUUGAAAUCUGAAUGCAUCUCGUCCUCUUCACGUCUCUUAUGGUGUUUUUCUCCAGUGCCUGUAUUGUAUUGCAAUUCUCGUUGGCUUAUAUUACACUUCAAGGGGGUUUAGAAAGGGGGCAGGUCAGGACUGGGUGGUGUAAUAUUUGAACGGGGAGGGAGAUUUUUGAGAGUUUGUGUAAAAAAAAAAAAAAAAGUUUUUUUUUUAAAAGACAAAAAAAAGGAAAAGACAGCGUUUUAUAUUUUACCCGUUGUCAAUAUUCGGGUUUUAAAUUUAGUUUUAGCUGGACUUCUAUGAGUGUACACUUCUGAAAACUACUUUCUCAUUUUGUUUAAUCAGCAGAUUUUAGAUAGAUAUGUUUCAGCGUUGCCACACUAGAGUUUGAGUCUGGUCUGUGAGUGUGACUGUGUAAAUUUGGACGGCUGUGUGUUUGUGUGUUUUUGUUUUUGUCCGAUUUUUUAAAAAGUGUGUGCUGCAGGAGGCAUGUUCCCCGAUGUAGAUAAGCAUUCUAUUGAUGAGGAGAAUAAACAGAUAAAAAGUACUUCAGGAGAACUUGUUUCUGUGCUUAAGUCACCUUUUUAAUUUCUAUGAAGUCCACCAUAUAUGAAUAUAGAAUUUUUAUUAUUAGACUGGUUUUGAAAAGGGUAAAAAAAAAAACUUCAUUCCUUUUUUAGCCUUUUUUUUUUCCUUUUCACAAUAACUGUUGGACAUAAUGUGCCAUGAGUUCUACAGAGAAUGUGCUGACCCGCAGCUCAGCCCAGAGUUUGCUUUAUUCAGGUAUUUUAUUUUGUGUUACAAUUGUUCUGUUUUUUGGGGGGUUUUGUUCAAACAUUUUCCUCGAUUUAUUGUUUGGUAUGCGAGUGGUCUAUCGAGGUCUUUGAUUCAGUCUGUUAUGAUCAUUGAAUAAACUCAUCUCUUUUAUAGAAAAUAAAAAAAUAAACUAAAUUCUAUCUCUUUUUUUUAAUGUAAUAUGCCUCUUGGAACUGGUAUGUCACUCACUCAUUCUUAUUUAGCAGAUCUACAAGAGGGAAAAUUGUUUGUCAUUGUUAGGCCAGUUUUAGUUUUCCAAUUGCUUGAAGAUUGGCUUUGUUUUAGUACAAAGACACCAACUCCUGUGAGUUGAAAAAACCAUCAUCGGCCCCAUUCCUCUACAGAGAGCAGGGCAGAUAAUGUAAAUGUUGCACUGUUGGAACCAAUAUGUACAACUUAUUGUUACUGUCAUAACUAAAUAAAUGAUCAUUUUAUUCUCUUGUGAUCA
Cottoperca gobio is the source of this 7990-nucleotide messenger RNA. It is a transcript of the gene brd4, whose product is annotated as bromodomain containing 4. Gene Ontology annotation, cellular component: nucleus; chromatin. Gene Ontology annotation, biological process: regulation of DNA-templated transcription; chromatin remodeling. Lineage: Eukaryota; Metazoa; Chordata; Actinopteri; Perciformes; Bovichtidae. The record is from RefSeq and is a predicted model, not a curated record. The transcript is spliced from 20 exons. The coding region runs from base 400 to 5235 and encodes 1611 amino acids.